Penicillium daleae is the source of this 2145-nucleotide messenger RNA. RefSeq names its product Zn(II)2Cys6 transcription factor. Lineage: Eukaryota; Fungi; Ascomycota; Eurotiomycetes; Eurotiales; Aspergillaceae. Gene Ontology annotation, molecular function: zinc ion binding; DNA-binding transcription factor activity, RNA polymerase II-specific; sequence-specific DNA binding. The transcript is spliced from 9 exons. The record is from RefSeq and is a predicted model, not a curated record. Bases 1 to 2145 code for a protein of 714 amino acids. Gene Ontology annotation, biological process: DNA-templated transcription; positive regulation of transcription by RNA polymerase II. Gene Ontology annotation, cellular component: nucleus.
AUGCCUGCAACCCCGAGCAAGGUGAAGGCCAAGAAGUGCCAAAAGGCAUGUAUACGAUGUCGGGGUAUGAAAGUCAAGUGCUCAGGAUCCUAUCCCUGCAUACGAUGUACUCGCAAGAAGCAACACUGCCAAUUCCCUGCCGAGGAUGUGCGGGUCUCUGUAUCGGAGCGAUACCUCCGCCAUUUGGAAGAGCAAUUAUCGGAAAGGAAUAGUAACUUGCGUCAUCAGGAUAACUCUGGUCAUAAUAACCUCGUUGGCUCGCCCUAUGUUGGGGAGAGUGAGAUCGAUCUAUCUACCCCUCAUGAUUCCCAAUUUCUCUUAGAGGAUCAGCCAACAGUGCGGUGGAGGGAAUCCAUACAUGUUCAAACCCUGGACACUUCUCUGCACACUCCUACUACAGCUCAUCUACAGCGAGCGCAGGCUGGGGGAGACCCUGAUCUAGAGCAAGAUGGACAUCGUUCAAGGUUUUCACGAAAUCCUCUCGUUGAUAAAGACCCAUCAUUUGCACGGACUCCAGAUGGUAGAUUUUGGUACAUGGGUCCUACUUCGUCUUGGUCCUUCUGUCGCCGCGUUUUACGUCUCAUCGGAAGGCAUGUACCGGAAUCUAACUGCCCACCAGACCCAUGGCAUCUGGACGGAAUGGCAUUCAAGCUUCAAUGGAGACCAUUGCCUCCAGAUGAAAUACCUGAUGUGACUAACCUUCCACCACUCGACUAUGCCCUGUUUCUUUUCAACACAGUAAAGUUCUAUUUUGGAUUCCUCUCGUUCAUGAUCGAUGAAGAAGCCUACCUGCAAGAUCUGCAUGAAUUCUAUAAGGACCCGUCUGCGAAAGCUGCUUCUGCGAGGUAUUGGUACGUCCAAUAUCUCUUGGUUCUCGCAUUUGGAAAAGCGUUCCUUACGAACAAGAAUCCCUCUGGAACCCCCCCAGGCCAUCAAUAUGCCUCGAGGGCAAUGUCACUAUUACCGGAUCUGUCUGGAAUGCACGAGGAUCCUUUGACAUGUAUUCAAGCACUCAGCUUAGGGGCGGUGUAUUUGCAAUCCAUCGACAUGAGACGAGCGGCCUUCCAACAUAUUGGCCAGGCGUUACGGGGCUGCAUAAUUGAAGGCAUUCAUCGGCACGUUCCUGAGGAGUUAGGCGGGCCAGAGCUCUCAAGCCGUUGUAGGACGAUAUUUUGGGUGGUCUAUAUGCUGGAUCGUGAAUUUUCAGCUCUUAUUGGGGCUCCUAGCUCCAUCCGAGACGAGGACAUCACAGUCCGCCUACCUGCAGAUGUCGAGAACUCGGUGGAACAUAUCAACCUGACAUUACAUGUGCGGCUAUCCAGGUUGAUGGCUCAAAUUCUGACAACGGUCUACGGAGUUGGGGAUGAAUUCAACGGAACACUCAUCCGGAACACUCAAUCGAUUCUCCACAGCAUGGCAGAGCUGUCGCAUGAUCUCACGGCCUUUCUUAAUACUCACUUCCAUGGGCUUAUUAGCCGAGCUUCAAAGAUGGCAAUACGACUUAUGCUCGCCCAUCAUCAUUGUAUCGUCCUUACCACAAGGCCUCUGGUUAUGUGUGCUCUCAAUAUGCAUAUAGAACGCACCGAGAGACAGGCAUCUCAAAGUAUUGGCCUUUCGCCGCCUGUCGCUUCUCUCCUGCAAUGCUGUGCAGACUCGGCCCAGACAAUACUCCAAACGCUUCAAACCCUCGCUGAUGACGACUUGUUGGAUGCAUUCCUACCUUUUCAAAUCGAAGAUGCAUCCUCAUCCGCAUUUGUUCUAUAUCUGAUUCGAGCAAUCGCACCCUCGCUAAUCCAACGUGAUACUUGGUGCGACCAUUUGAAUUGUGUUUUAGAGAAACUCAUCGCAAAGGGAAAUCCGGCUGCACCACUACGAAGGCAAGAGCUAAGGCAGCUCGAGCAGAUUCUUGCACCUUUAACCCCUAGGUCUACUUCGAGUCCCCUUCCUCCCGUGAAUCUCCAUCGGGAUACACAAGAAAGUGAAGACACGUAUGGAUUGGAUUCAGUCGAUGUAGGUGAUGGUUUCGAAUGGGAUCUGCUGGGGCUCAAUUCCUCGGUCAGCUUGCCACCAAGGGAGCUAUUGGAUCUUGCGGAUCAAUUAGACGUUGAGAGUAUUAUGCAUUCGGUGGGAUCUUAUGUUGGUUGA